AUGGCUGCGCAAACCUCCAUGACUGACAAGACCCCAACGGUGGCCGUAAUUGGCCUAGGGGCCCUUGGGCUUGUGGCAAUGAAAAAUCUGCUUGAAGUAGGAUUUGAUGUCACUGGCUUUGAUAAGCACCCUUAUGUCGGUGGUUUGUGGAACUACAAUGAAAGCAAGGAUGCAAUUUCUGUUCUACCUACCACUGUGGCCAAUGGCUCGAAGCAAAGAGGAUGUUUCACAGAUUUUCCCUUCCCAGAUGAAACACCGGAUUUUCCACCAGCAGCAGAUAUGCACAAGUACCUGGUAUCGUAUGCUGAGCACUUUGGUAUUUUGCCACGGGCUCAGCUAAAUACAGUUGUCCACCGCGCGGAGUGGAACCCUGAUACUGCUCUCUGGGAUGUCGAGACCUCUACUGGCGAUGAGCCAAAGGUUGUUCGCAGCUUUGACAAAGUUGUGUACUCCAUGGGACCGGAUCAAACCCCCAAUGUACCCUCAGUUUCCGGAAUGGAUCGUUUUGGAGGUGAGGCGGUGCACUCUAUUGCUUUCAAAAGACCGGAGGAUUGGGCUGGCAAGCGAAUGCUCGUUGUCGGCUUUGGAAACACAGCUGCGGAUGUAGCGUGUGAGCUUGCAGGCAAAGCAGAGAAGGUGUAUUUGUCUCACCGACACGGUAGCAUUGUGCUCCCUCGAUGGGUCGAUAACAAGCCUGUUGACCACAUCCGAACAUACCGAAAGGGCGUGUUCCUCGAGCAACUGUCCCGUUAUGCCCCAAGCAUCUGGACAAAGCUUAUGAACAAGGUCAUUAUGGGCCUGCGAGAUCGACUCUAUGAUCUCAAGCCUGAAUGGGGAUUUGACCCGGCUCCAUCAGUCAAUCAAGCACGACCAAUUAUCAGCGAUUACUUGGUCGACAAUCUCUCUCGCGGACUCAUCACUUCCAAGCCACCGAUUGAGAGGAUUCUUGAUUCUCAAAAGAUUGAGUUCACAGAUGGAAGCGUUGCUGAAAUUGACGGCAUUAUCUGGUGCACCGGGUAUACGGUCGACUACUCCAUCCUGGGUAAAAGUGAUCCCACCAUUUACCGAGGUUCGGACAUCCGCAGUGCCAAUGGGCGCAGAAUCCCACGCCUAUACCAGAACCUACUCUCUUUGGAGCAUCCAGAAUCAUUGGCAUUCAUGGGAAAUCUAUCAUUCAUGAAUCCGGCGUUCCUCAUGUUUGAUUUAGCUACAAUGGCCCUAGGCCAAGUGUGGUCUGGCCGAUCGCCACUUCCACCUCGCGAAGAAAUGAUUCAGGCGGUAGACAAGCAACAUGCAUGGAUCGCAGAGUUGGCAGCCAAAGGAGCGGUUACUCCCGGUCUUGUGAAGGGUGCGGACUGGUUGGACUGGGUCGAGGAAACGGCUGGAUUGGGAAUGAAGGAGAAUCUCGGAUACGGCCUGCAAGGAUGGUACUUCUGGCUAACGAACCGUUCCCUCUGCAAUACUCUCAUGGAUGGUUUACUUCUGCCAUUCCAUUAUCGUCUGUUUGAGGGAAAGCGAAAGCGAUGGGAAGGUGCUGAGGAAGCAAUCUUGAAGGUCAGCGAGGAAUUGCGCGUUAAGAACGAGACUAAGAAGUGGCAGUAG
This is a messenger RNA of Penicillium subrubescens, 1602 nucleotides long. Its product is annotated as flavin-containing monooxygenase. Lineage: Eukaryota; Fungi; Ascomycota; Eurotiomycetes; Eurotiales; Aspergillaceae. The record is from RefSeq and is a predicted model, not a curated record. Gene Ontology annotation, molecular function: flavin adenine dinucleotide binding; NADP binding; N,N-dimethylaniline monooxygenase activity. The transcript has 7 exons. Bases 1 to 1602 code for a protein of 533 amino acids.